AUGCGACCUCCACAUGACCAUGCGAGGCGUCAUGCGGAUGCGAGGCGUAACGUCGACCGGCCCUUUAAUGCUAACCCCGAUCUCUACAGGGCUUCGAGAUAUUCCUCGAGGUAUGACGGGGAUCGUCGCUCCAGAUCGCCUCGCGACCGCUCGCCUGAUCGCUACGAACGCGCUUCGCAGUACAGUGAUGGCGACCGCCGUCGCUCCUCCGCCGAAGCACGUUCAAAUACUUCGGCAUUUCAAAACAAUAGAGAUUCAUUUCGCGAUAAUCUGUCCCGCGAGCCCCCACGCGGCCCCAAAGCACUCUUAGAUCCCCCAAGCGGCCCCAGAGGUGGCGGCUAUGCGGGUGAAUUUAGCAGGGGAAGAGGUCGAGGUCGAGGCCGAGGCUGGUCUCGGGACGACAGCAGAGACCGCGGACGAGACCGCGACAUUGAUUUUAGAGAUCGACGCGAUGGCCCUUACAGAGAUGAAAGAAGUCGCGAACGUGAACGGGACAGGGAUUGGAGAGACCGAGAAGGUUAUCGAGGACGGCCUCGAUCGCCAGGCAGAGGCCGCUCGCCGCCACCGCGGGAUUUCCGUGAUAGGGAUCCUCCCCUAGGCGUCGACGCCGAAAGAUCUAGACGGGGUUCAAGGGACGGAGGUCCACCUUCAGCUGGCUCAUCCAAUUCCGAUCCUCCAUAUGCUAUGUCUCGCGGCGGCUUCAGAGGAGGCAGAGAUCGAGGACGUGGUGGCUGGGGCGACAGAGGCAGAGGUCGAGGGGGUUUUUAUGACGACCGGGACCGCGAUCGCUUUGGACCCCGCAGCCGCUCCCAGGAGGGGCGUUGGGGCCGUGACCGAGACGAACGUGACCGCGGUGACCGAUGGAUUGACACCGACUCUCGCCGGGAUCCCCGCGACGACCGCGACGCUCGUGAUCGCGAGCUGCUAAGGCCCAAAGUCGACCGAGACCGAGACCGCGGCGCGUCUUUACAGGCACCAUCUCCGAACACAAAAGAUAUUUCGCCGCCACCCCUGGCACCAUCGGCACCUGCAUUUGGUACGGUUCCCAGUAGAAAUGUAGGCGCCGCCGACGGAUCGCCCAUCAUCGGAGGUACCGGCAAGCUCCCGCCGACGGCCCCCAGGGCAUUCAACUCCGAGCGGCCUGUUUCUGCUGGCCAUGCCGGUGGCAGCGAUUUCCCAGCACCACCACCAACAGGACCGGCAAAACUAAAUCUCCCAGAGGGCAGCCCGCCCAUUCCCUCAGGCCCCCGAGCCCAGCAACAAAAGCAGCAGAGGCCGUCCAGUAAACAAUGGAUCAAUCCUGCUUUGGCGGGUAAAAAGAUACCCGAGUCGCCCAAGAUUAUGAGGUCUCAAAGCUUCGCCCAACAGCAAAGACCGGUCCCUUUCAGACAUGACAGUGUCCCGGCAGACCAAGGCGAUUAUGAAAGGCGUCCUCGCAGUAGCGACGCGAAGGCCGACUCACAUGCUUCAACGACAGAAGGAUCAGUCAAGUCGCUGAAUCUCCCGGAGCCUGGCGAAAUCAUCAUCAAAUCUGAGAGAGACAGCUACUCGGCCAGAGCGUCGAUGGAUCGGGAUGUAGAACAACCAGACGUUUCAAGAGACACAGUCAUGACGGGUACCGAUGCGCACGGACACGACGACUACCGACCCCCCUCGAGAAAUGAAGAAAAACCCAGCUUCUCCGACAGACCAGCCAUUGAGGACGAUUUGGUGGAAAAGGACGAGAAGUCGUCUAAGCCCGUGAAGGAAAGUCGCAUGUCUGUACCAAAAGUACGAUUUGUUUUGCCUCCACAAGAGCCUUCAGCACCUGUAUCAGAACAGACAUCCGAGUCCGACGAUGAUGAAGAUUACGGAGAGUAUUUCGCCAACGAGAUUGCUAAAGAAGAGGCCGAACUGCAAAAGUUACGGCAGGCAGCCGAUGAUGCACCGGACCGAAUUACUGUUCGAUACGCAUCGGUUUCACACGAGGCAAUGGCAUCUAUUGUGAUGGAAUCAGAAGGCCUUGUUGACCUGCUUGGGCCAAUUCCUGAAAUCGUCCCACCUCCCAAGGAAACAUCGCCAGCGAAAUCGCCAGUAACGGAAAGGCGUGAGAAGACACCCAAGAUCCCAAGUCCUGUCAUUCAGACCAAAGUAUCACCAAAGGACAACAUCGCGGAUCCAGUACCAGCACCCAUUCCAGAACCACCAUCAGAACCUGCGCCUGAACCCAAAAAGACGCCUGAGAAGGCAGCCGAAAAGAAGGUUGAAACCGAGAAGUAUACUGAAAACGCUGUUGAACAGGUCGCUGAAAAGGAAAUCGUCCCAGAAAAGUCCGUUGAAAAGCCAACCGAAGUCUCUGUUGAAAAACCUGUGGAAACAUCUGCUGAGAAACCCAUCGACGCCGUCGUUGAAAACAACUCUGAGAAGCCCCUGGAGCAAUUAGUCGAGAAGUUUGCAGAGAAUUCUGCUGAGAAGGCCGCCGACAAGCCUGUGGAUCAGCCCGCCGAAGUGCCUCCUGCGCCUGACGCUGAAAUGAAUGUAGAUCCUGCGAUCAAUCUCAGCCUUCCUGAGCCGCAACCGAAAACUGAGGAGAUGGAUGUUGAUGAACCGGCUCCGCUUCACUCUGCACCUUCUCCCCCGGCACCUGAGCAGGGAAAAGAGAAGGACCAGGAUGCUGCGAUGGAGGACGCCGGCCCUGAGACGGCAUCUGCGGAAUCGGCUGUUAACCGUGGAGAGUCUAAGCAAACAACUAUCAGUGGCCAACCCCUGAUUCUCCAGCCUCCAAGCAUGCCGAUCGAGACCAUUGAGGGCGACAAGGUUCCCCCAAGCACGCCGUCGCAAAUGGAAGAUGACGAGGACGACAACUCGACCGAAUCGGAAGAUGCUGAUGUCAUGCUCAUUGACACAAUUCGUCAGUACUCGGCGACACCACCGAUUAAUAGCCUUCCGGACUUUGGUUGCCGCCCCUGGCAUCGAGACAGGGAUUUUUUGCAAUCUCUUGAAUCUGACCCUAUGAUCGAUAACUUCAUUCUGGAACAGCUUGACAAAAUCUCAUUAGAGAAGAUAGCCGGGCAAGAAGAAGCACGCAAGGAUUAUGCCGACAACUAUGUCAAGUACCUUGACUUCACUGUAUCCAACGAUCCAAUCGCCAUCAAGAGCCGAGAAACUUUCAUUAGCUGUUUGCCAAUGCCAGAAAAACAUAUUCCUAUUCCUCCGCCGCCGGAACUCAAGCCAGAAGGUAGAGGUGCGGGCAGAAGGUAUGCGAGCGAGCGAGAUCUGGAAAGGGUUUUGCAAGCCUCCAUGAGGGAGGACGAGGAACGCAAGGAGAGAGAGCAGCGUGCCAUGCAAGAGAAGUAUCGCAGCGAAAAGGAGGCAGUCAUACCCGAAAUGUACUGGACUCAAGAGGACAGAGAUGCCGAAUUUUUCAAAGACACUACAGGAUUCACGCCUGUCGAGAAGCUCGUGCCAGCCUGGCAGAUUCUACCACCCAUUAACAACUUUACGCCGGAGGAAGCAGAGCUUUUUGAGAAGAGAUAUCUCACCAACCCUAAGCAAUGGGGUGUGGUUGCUGAAAACGUGCCAAAGCGCAACUUUGGCACCUGCAUUCAGUACUACUACUUGAUGAAGAAGGAACUUAAUCUGAAAGACAAACUGAAGAAGCAACCUAAGCGUCGUAAGAAGGGCAGGGGUAAAACUCGUUCCAGUGCCCUCGUUUCUGAGCUCGGCAACGCCGAAAAUGAAGGCGAGGAGAACCAGGAGAACGGCGAGAACGGAGAGAGGAGAAGACCCCGCCGCGCUGCCGCUCCGACUUGGGGUUUCGAGCAGCCACCUACGGAUUCCGAGAACGUUACUCCCAUCGGCACGCCUGGCCGCCGUGGUGCUAAGGCAGACCCCGACAAGCCUGACGGCAGGAAAAGGGGAAGGAGAGCAGCGAAGGAUAAGGAGCCCAAGGCCGCCAAACCUCAACAGACUCUUGCAGCUGCGCCGACGCCAACCUCGGGCAAGGGUCGGUCCCGGUCCAAUUCGAGGGUUCAGAAUACUGAAGCCCAAUCGUCAACACCUGCACCACCAGAAAAUCGACUGCCAGCGCAAUUCGAGGCCCCCGCAGCUGGCAUACAGCCUCCUUUUGCGGCGGCCCAGCAGCCCCCGCUGACCGUUCAAGAGCGACCUGUUUCCGUAACCCCGUCAGCGAUAUCCGAAGUGAUGGCGCCUCCGUCACUGCGGCCGGAACCACCACCGCCGCCUGCUCAACCGACUAUCGCCACGUUCGACAUCGCCCAACCGCAACCCGAGCGCCGCCCUCCCAGCACAGCAUCAAGCUAUUGGAGUGUGUCUGAAGCAAAUGAUUUCCCAGGUCUGCUCAAGUCUUUCGGAACAGACUGGCCAGCCAUUGCCGCACACAUGGGUUCGAAGACAGCUGUCAUGGUCAAGAACUACUUUGUUCGACAGAGAGACCAGGGCAAGAGCGACUGGGAACAAUUUGCCAAUGAUGCGGAUGCGAAGCGAGCCAGGGGAGAAAAGUUGCCCGACCCUCCGCCACCGACUGUUGGAGGGCGCAAGAAGUACGAUGCCACCCCUGGGGGGUCUCAUCGUGCUAUUGCGUCCGCGCCUGCUGUACCAGUCCCGCCUGUUGUUCCUGUAGCGUCGGUAACACCAGCUGCAUCUGCAGCGCCCCCGGCAGCCGUCCCGGCUGAUCCGCCCAGCGAAGCCGUUACGCCCAAAGCCGAGUCAGCUGCUCAGUCGCCCGCCAACCCACCUUUCGGACGCUUCCCUGUUCCUGUUACUGCGACGCCUCCGGCGCAACAACCGCAGCAGCAGCAGCAGCAGCAGCACCAACCCUCGGUGCAGGCACCCGCAUCUACCCAAGGCACCCCGUUGGCACCCUCUCAAGCCCCGCAGGUGCCGGUAGUUGUUCAGCAGCCACAUCCUGCUACCCAGCCAGUUGUUACGCAAUCUGGGUCGCCCAGCACCCGCCCUGUCAGAGCUCCUCAACCGCAAGGCUUUGGCUUCCAAGAGAGAGAACGCGAAUCAACCCAACCGCCUCAACCAGUCAGAAUUUCUCAAAAACCAGCUGCAACCCCAGUUACCGAGCCUGUCCAGCCGCGUCCUCUCGCUGCCGCCCAGCCCAUCCAGCCUGCGCAACCUGAAGCCCAGAUUGACCGACAACAGGCUGAAAGACAACAGCAUUUGGAGAGACAGGCCAUCGAAAGACAACAGAUAGAGAGGCAGCAGAUGGAGCGUCAAAGGAUAGAACAGCAGCAGCAUAUAGAGCGGCAGCAACUUGAGAGGCAGCAAAUUGAGAGACAGCAGAUGGAACGUCAACAGAUGGAGCGACAGCAACUUGAGCGGCAGGCACUGGAAAGACAACAGAUCGAGCGGCAACAGAUGGAGAGGCAGCAGAUUGAACGUCAGCAGAUCGAGCGGCAACAGGCUGAGCGACAACAAAUGGAGAGGCAACAGAUGGAAAGACAGAAGAUGGAGGCACAGCAAUCCAAGGAGCAUCUGCGGCCAACGGAACGUACACGGAUGAAGCAGGAGCCAGAGAUGACAACACCUCACCACCAUUAUGAGCCUUUCUCUUUUGGUCAACAACCGGUUCGAAGUGUACCACCACCUCGAUCAGAACCUCCUCCGGUUGCACCAAGGCAGCCCGCAGAACCGCCUCGUGGUGCACCCACCCCAGUCCCUCAAGCAUACGGCCAGCCAAUGCCGCAGCCAGCCAGCCGUGGCUUGCUUGGAGACCCUCAACAGACUGUCUCGACACCACCUGGCCAGCGGCCGAUUGCCAGCGCCCAGAGGCCUAUGCCUACUCACAUGGAUUCGUAUGGCACUCCCCCUCAACAACCGCAACCGCCAGCAGCUGCGGCGCCUCCUCCCGCCCGCCCGGCACCGUCGGAGCGCAAGACAUCCAACUUGAUGGCGCUGCUGAACGAUGAUCCACCAGCUGCCGCUGCCGCUCCUGUGUCCACUCCUCAACCUAAGCGUGUCAACGAUGUGGCCCAAGUUAAGCCGUCACCUACGCCUCCACCUCAGAGCAUGUCAAGAGGACCCGCGCCGCCGCCCGCACCAACGCCGCUGCGACCGGAGAGAGAGCCCCCUCAGGGAUAUUUUGGCCGGAAUGCUCCCCCAUCUGCAUCCGCUAUGCCUCCUUUGAAGCCUACAUACACCGCUUCGCCACAGGCACAGCAUAUGAGUGCGCCGAGAUCAGCAAUGGCUUCUCCCCACGAUGCGGCAAACGCAGUGGAGCGUGACUACUACCGCCACCAAUACCAGCAUCAACCACCGCCUGCAACGAACUCGCCCCAGAUUGCACAGCCUUACCCGCCACAGUCACAACCUCCGAGAGACCCUUACCAACCCCAGACGGGAUAUCCUGCAUACGGAGCUCCUGCGGCUCACGCCGGCUCACCACCUCCGCAAUAUGCAGUUCAUCAGUCGGCGUCCAGAAGGGAGCCGCCACCCCCGCAAGGCCGGGACAAUGCCUGGCCCACCGGGCCUCAGGGCCAUGCAAUGGGACAGCCGCAGCAGCCUCAGCAGCCCCAGUCCGCUUGGCCGCCGUCACACGCACCUCCACCAAAGCAAGCUCAACAGGCGCCGCCUCCUCAAUCGACCUGGGCUUCUCCACGCACAGCUGCCCAGAAGAUACCCCCAGCGGCCGGCAUGCCGCAACAAUCAUGGGCCUCUGCUCCACCUCAGCAGCAGCAACAACAACCACCACCGCCACCCCCACCACAGCAUCAUCAUAUGUCAAUGCGAGACGACAGAGGCGCUUCUAUGUACGGCCAGCCCCCGCCUCAGCAUCAGCACGCGAUGCAGGGCCGUUACCCACCUCCUGUCUCCCGGGCACCUGAGCCGAUGCCACCUCAGGCGCAGCAGGCGUACCCGCCGAGGUACGCUUCAACACCGGCACCAAGAGAUCCACGGGAUCAAAUGCCACCACGCAGCUACACGCCUGUUGGUUACGAUGCUCGCGGUCCACCUCCUGGACCCUACGCUCCUGAUCCUAGAGAGAUGCAAAUGCGCGAGAUGGGUCGUGACCCCAGAGAUCCAAGAGAUCCUCGGGAGUUGCAGCAGCAGGCAAUGCUUCAGCGCCAGCUGCGUCCACAUGAUGGCUACGAAAGGCAACCUGAUCGGUACGGUCGCUAG
Colletotrichum truncatum is the source of this 7125-nucleotide messenger RNA. The record is from RefSeq and is a predicted model, not a curated record. NCBI's taxonomy places the organism in Eukaryota, Fungi, Ascomycota, Sordariomycetes, Glomerellales, Glomerellaceae.